Molecule: messenger RNA, 3286 nt
Organism: Aphis gossypii (cotton aphid)
Lineage: Eukaryota; Metazoa; Arthropoda; Insecta; Hemiptera; Aphididae
Gene: CaMKII
Product: calcium/calmodulin-dependent protein kinase type II alpha chain
Exons: 17
Biological process (GO): protein phosphorylation
Cellular component (GO): cytoplasm; neuron projection
Molecular function (GO): ATP binding; calcium/calmodulin-dependent protein kinase activity; calmodulin binding
Source: RefSeq, a predicted model, not a curated record
UUUUUUUUUUUUUUUAGAGGAGCAUUUUCGGUAGUAAGAAAAUGCAUUCAAAAGCACACAGGAUUGGAAUUCGCCGCCAAAAUUAUAAAUACAAAAAAAUUAUCAGCCCGAGAUUUCCAAAAAUUAGAGAGAGAAGCAAGAAUAUGCAGGAAAUUACAGCAUCCAAAUAUAGUGAGAUUACACGAUAGCAUCCAAGAAGAACUGUUCCACUACCUCGUGUUCGACCUUGUGACAGGUGGCGAGUUAUUUGAAGACAUCGUAGCAAGAGAGUUCUAUAGUGAAGCUGACGCAUCGCAUUGCAUUCAGCAGAUACUGGAAAGUGUAAACCACUGCCAUACAAACGGGGUAGUACACAGGGAUCUAAAACCGGAAAAUUUAUUAUUGGCUAGCAAAGUCAAAGGCGCUGCGGUUAAAUUGGCCGAUUUUGGAUUAGCCAUUGAAGUUCAGGGCGAACAACAAGCGUGGUUUGGUUUUGCCGGAACUCCGGGCUAUCUAUCCCCUGAAGUACUAAAAAAAGAACCAUAUGGAAAACCAGUCGACAUAUGGGCAUGCGGUGUAAUACUUUACAUAUUAUUGGUUGGAUACCCACCGUUCUGGGAUGAAGAUCAACAUAGAUUGUAUGCCCAAAUCAAAGCUGGCGCUUACGAUUAUCCAUCACCUGAAUGGGAUACAGUUACACCAGACGCAAAAAACUUAAUUAAUCAAAUGCUAACUGUAAACCCCGCUAAACGGGUCACCGCAUCUGAUGCACUCAAACACCCAUGGAUUUGCUAUCGUGAGAAAGUUGCUUCGGCUGUACACAGACAGGAAACGGUCGACUGCUUGAAGAAGUUCAACGCCAGAAGAAAAUUAAAAGGUGCCAUUUUGACGACAAUGUUGGCUACAAGGAACUUCUCCAGUCGCAGUAUUGUAACUAACAAAAAAGGAGAUGGUUCUCAAGUUAAAGAAUCAACUGAGAGCAAUACAACAUUGGAAGAUGAUGAUGUCAGAGAGGACAAAAAAGGGACUGUGGACCGAAGCUCUACAGUAAUUGCCAAAGAUGCGGAAGGAAAUAUCAGCACGCCACCACCGUCGCCGGCGUUGUCGUCCUCUUCCGUCGGUAGCGUGCUGGGCUGCUUCAAGAGUUCCUCGUCUACGUCUUUCGGAUCUAAGACAAAUAAUAAACUGUCGAUAAUCGUCACCGGAAAUCCCCAAAAUGUCUUGGCUCAAGCACGCAAACAAGAAAUCGUUAAAAUCACAGAACAACUUAUUGAAUCAAUCAACAAUGCUGAUUUCGAAGGAUAUACGAAAAUUUGCGAUCCGCACAUGACAGCAUUUGAACCAGAAGCACUUGGAAAUCUAUUAGAGGGCAUGGAAUUUCAUAAGUUUUACUUCGAUCAUGAAUCCGUUUUGACAGUUUUAGGUAAAAAUCGAGGCAUUAAUACUACAGUGUUGAACCCUACUGUGCAUUUACUUGGUGACGAUGCAGCUUGCAUUGCAUAUAUUAUACUCGUACAAUACAUCGACAAACAAGGAGUUCCUAGAUCACACCAGUAUGAAGAGACCAGAGUAUGGCACAGGCGUGACAAUAAAUGGCAAAACGUACAUUCGCAUCGGUCAGCAUCGGUAGCAUCCACCAGCAGUGCGUUUUCGCCGUCCGCCAUCAGUAAAUAACCGAUCACCAUCGAUAAUAUAUCGACGGUCAUACAGAACAAACGAAGAGGCCCACUAUAAUAACAAUGUUUUUGUUCCUUUUUAUCUUUCUUUCUUUCUUUCCUUCUAUCUUGUUUUUUUUUUUUUUUAAUUUUGACUGAUUUUAAAGUUGAUAAUAUCGUUACAUUAUAUAUAUUAUCUACGGUUAUAUAUGUGUGUGUAUAUAAUAAUAUAUAUAUAUAGAAAAAGAGAGAGAGAAAUCUUUAUUUAUAUAUAUAUAUUAUGGAACACAAAUAAUAUAUAAAAUACUGCAGUAUGAUUUAAAUUCUGUUAACAAACAAGUGAGCAACAGAGCUAUAUUUAAAGACAUAAAGAAAAUAGUUCAAAAUGUAUAGUUAAAACUAUAAAUACAAUAUUAUAAUGUAAUAAAGUUACGUGUGAAAUAAAAAACAAAUUAAAACGCACUUAUAAUUAUUAUGAAAACUCAAAUAAUUUGCACAUUAUGUAAGAUGUCAAGAUUUAAGAAAAGAAAUAUUCAGUAAUUUUGGCUUGGGCAUGCCAUAUUUUUAAACUUAUACCCAUUUUUAGUAGUUAUACCCAUCUUUAUAUAAUAUAUAUAAUAUACAUACAAUAAUCAAUAUUACUUGUAGUCAAUUAAAAAAUACCAAUUAUUAAUUACAUUUAAUUGACUUUUUUUCAAUAAUUCGUAAAAAUUAUAUAAUAUUAAUACUUCGUACAAAACGCUAAACCAAUAAUAUUAUUACCUCUCUCUUAGGCCUAUGGAAAUAUACAUAAAUCAGUUGUUUCUUAUAUCUUGUCAUAAUAUUUAUUGUUUCCAUGUAUCUAUAUAUACAUUUUUUUUAUAACUGAUAUUUAAAAAGACUUGCGCAUAAUUGAAGUAAUUUAGAUUUAUAUAUAUAUAUUUUUUUUUUUUUUGAUUCACUUUCAACAAAAACAUAUAUUAUUACAGUUGUAUGUAUAAAUAUAUAUAUAUAUUUGUUUAUAUAUAUAUAUGUUCCUAAUACAUGAUUACAAUAAUUGUUUUAUUUAAAUUAUAUUGUAUAAUUCGUAAAAUGUUUUUUUUCGUAUUAACUUUUCAUACACAAAAUAUAUAAUUAUUCAAACUACAACACAUAUCUAUCAUAUUAUUAUCAAAUUCAUUGUUUGAAAUACAACCAAUUGGUUUAUAUAUAAUAUAUAGAACCUGCUUAUACAUUUUUGUUCUUUAAACUCGUGUUUAUCUAUUUAAAAUUAAAUUGCGAUAAUAUCAUACUUUUUUUUUAAUGAUAUAAAAUGCUUUUUAUUGUUAAAUAAAAAAAAAUCAAUUUAGAAAAGAAUUCUAAUACCUACUUAUUAUUCGUACGAUAUUUUAUAGGCGUGUUGUACCCUAUGUAAAUUAAAUUGUAAAAUAAUUUCUUUUCUUUUUAAUUUUUAAAGUAUCUUAUAUUAUAUAUUGUUCUUUCACCUCACACUUGUAUAAUACUUAACCUAUAUAAUUAUUAAAUUAUUAUUAUUAUUAUUAUUAUUAUUCUAGUCAAACAAAAUUUUGUUUUAUUUUUAUCAUUAGGCGUUUAUAUAUGUUUUUGUAUAUUUAUAUAUACAUACAUAUAUAUAUAUAUAUAUAUAAAAUAUAAUAAAUUGAGUUCAAACAAUA